Mercurialis annua (annual mercury) is the source of this 595-nucleotide messenger RNA. RefSeq names its product protein RADIALIS-like 3. Gene Ontology annotation, molecular function: DNA-binding transcription factor activity. The transcript is spliced from 2 exons. Lineage: Eukaryota; Viridiplantae; Streptophyta; Magnoliopsida; Malpighiales; Euphorbiaceae. The record is from RefSeq and is a predicted model, not a curated record. The coding region runs from base 69 to 356 and encodes 95 amino acids.
UGCUCGCUGCUCACACCUUCUUCACUAAUUUAACUAUACAUUCCCAAUCAUUAUUUCAGCAGUGAGCGAUGGCAUCAGGCUCGCCUUGGACUCCGAAGCAGAACAAACUGUUCGAAAAUGCUUUGGCUAUCUACGACAAGGAUACACCAGACCGCUGGCAAAAUUUAGCCAGAGCUGUCGGAGGCAAAACUGUUGAAGAUGUAAAGAGACACUAUGAGAUGCUUGUUGAUGAUAUCAGAGAGAUUGAAGCUGGCCAUGUUCCUUUGCCCAAUUACAGAAAAGCUGGACUUCCCAACAAAGCCCACUGUUGUUUCAUCGAAGAAGAACAAAGGUUGAGGGGUCUUAAGCUGCAGUGAAAUAUAGAUGGAGUCAAGCAACGAGCAUAUAUAUAUAUAAUCCAUGUGAUCAGUAAGGAUCUAAAAUGUUGCAAGUGAAAGAAGAGCAGUUCUAAGUAACAAGAAUGAAGAUAUAUGAUAUGCAAUUAGUGUAGACUUAUUUUCUCGUUAUGAAAUAUUAAAUCUUUUCUUAUAAUUAAGAUCAUGUAUCAAGGUGAUUCAAUCAUGAUAUUUAUGGCUCUUAAUUAAUUAUCUUAUUA